Gymnodraco acuticeps is the source of this 2385-nucleotide messenger RNA. RefSeq names its product tripartite motif-containing protein 16-like. The record is from RefSeq and is a predicted model, not a curated record. Gene Ontology annotation, molecular function: protein binding; zinc ion binding. NCBI's taxonomy places the organism in Eukaryota, Metazoa, Chordata, Actinopteri, Perciformes, Bathydraconidae. The coding region runs from base 175 to 1848 and encodes 557 amino acids. The transcript has a single exon.
UCUACACAGCUCAGACGUUGUUCCUCCCCUUUCACAGAUCUGACAGUUUAAAGAUGGGUGUAAGCACCACGUGGUGACGUGUAAGUACUGAAAAUCCCAUACGUUGUAGAUCAGUGAUUCAACAUCAGGAAACAGAAAGUAAAACUUACUGACAUUCACUGUCGUAGAGGAGAAAUGGCGCAGCAAGUGAGUCUGGGUCGGGAAAAACUGAGCUGUUCGAUCUGUCUGGAUAUUCUAAAGGAUCCGGUAACUAUUCCCUGUGGGCAUAGUUAUUGCAUGAGCUGUAUUAAAGACUGCUGGGGUAAGGAGAAUGAGGAGAAAACCUACAGCUGCCCACAGUGCAGGCAGAGCUUCAAACCGAGGCCUGCCCUGGUGAAAAAUACCUUGCUUGCAGAGUUAGUGGAGGAACUGAAGAAAAUAGGGCUUCAAGAUGCUUCACCUGAUCUUUCCAUUGCAACACCUGGAGAUGUGGUCUGUGAUUGCUGCUACGGGGUGAAGCUGAAAGCCUUCAAGUCCUGUCUGGUGUGUAUGGCCUCUUUCUGUGAGCAACACCUCCAACCUCACUUUGAUGUAGCUCCAUUAAAGAAACACAAGUUGGUUGAAGCCACCUCAAAGCUUCAGGAGAACAUCUGCUCUCGCCACGACGAGGUGAUGAAGAUUUUCUGCCGCACUGAUCAGCAGAGCAUCUGUUAUCUCUGCUCCAUGGAUGACCACAAAGGCCAUGACACCGUCUCCGCUGCAGCAGAGAGGGCUGACAGGCAGAAGGAGCUCGGGGUGAGCCGGGGAGAAGUCCAACAGAGAGCCCAGGACAGAGAGAAGGACGUCAAGGCGCUUCAACAGAGGGUGGAGGCUAUCAAUCGCUCUGCUGAUGAAGCAGUGAGGGACAGUGAGAAGAUCUUCACUGAGCUCAUUCAUCUCAUUGAGAAAAGAAGCUCUGAGGUGAAGCAGAAGAUCAGAUCCCAGCAGAAAACCCAAGUGAGUCAAACUCAAGAUGUUGAGGAGAAGCUGCAGCAGGAGAUCACUGAGCUGCGGAGGACAGACGCUGAGCUGCUGCAGCUGUCUCACACCGAGGACCACCUGCAUUUCCUAAACAACUACCCCUCACUGUCACGUCUGAGUGAGUCUGAAGACUUACCCAGCAUUGAUAUCUGUCCUCUGCGCUUCUUUGAGGACGUGACCGCGGCGGUGUCAGAGACCAGAGAUAAACUGCAGGCUGUUGUGACUGAGGAGUGGGAAAACAUCUCUCUGGCAGUGACUGGAGUGGAUGUUUUAAUGACCCAAGCAGAGCCCAGAACCAGAGCUGGAUUCAGGAGAUAUUCUCGUCAAAUCACAUUGGAUCCAAAUACAGCAUACAGGCAGUUAUCAUUGAGUGACGGGAACAGGAAAGCAACACGAAUGGAAGUAGAUCAGCCAUAUUCUGCUCACCCAGACAGAUUUGUUGAUUAUCUGCAGGUCCUGAGUACAGAGGGUCUAACUGGACGUUGUUACUGGGAGGUGGAGUGGAGCGGGACAGCUUUUAUAGCAGUGGCAUACAAGGAUAUUAGCAGAACUGGGACACUUGAUGAAUGUGUAUUUGGAUAUAAUAACAAAUCUUGGGCAUUAUAUUGUAACAGUGAUGGUAAAUAUACAUUCUACCAUCAACGUAUUUCUACUCCCGUCUCAGGCCCUCCGUCCUCCAGAAUAGGAGUGUACCUGGAUCACAGAGCAGGUUCUCUCUCUUACUACAGCGUGUCUGACACCAUGACCCUCCUCCACAGAGAGCAGACCACCUUCACUCAGCCUCUCUAUCCUGGGUUUUUGCUUCUAAACACUUCUGGAAGCUCAGCGGAGUUGUGUGAGCUGAAGUAGGCGGAAGUUUAAAUAGAGCAACUACAAUAUGUCCGGACUCUAACGCGGCUGGGACUGGGAUUUUCCCCGUUUGAUUUUUUGUCUGUAUUUCUAUUUUAAUUUAGAUAAAACAAUCUUGUUUGUUGAAGUUGUGAUUUGUACGUUAUAUUUUAUCAACAUUUUCAUGACAUAAUGUUUGGAAAAGUCCAACAUUUACAAAAUGUCUAAUUUUAUAUAAACGGCUGUAAUUAUGUAAAAAUGUAGGACGAAUGUAUUUGGAUUCUUUAUAACAUGUAACAUAUAAUUUAGUGUGACACAUAAUGGUGUCUGUACUGCAUUCUAUGUGCUCUAGUUCUGAUAAUACAAAUCCCUUCUAUUUUGUUAAUAUGAGCGCAAAAGCAAGAGAACAGUUUAAAUGUAAACUUGUGAAAAAUAGCUUGCUGAUCAUCUUUUCAAGGGUAAAUUCAUCUGUCUCUACAUUGUAACACGUUUUAGGAAUAUAAAAAGUAUCUGUUCAAAUCUGUUCAAAUAAAUGAAUAAAUCGAUGAGUCGUCACCA